AAUUGCAUAUUCACCUUUCCUCAAAACAUUCACAACAAAAGAUAAAAAUGCUUUCCUCUUCUUUUUCUACACUUCCAAGAAUCUCCAUCACUUCUCCUCCUCCUCACCGGACCACCACUUUCCGGCCACCGUUCAUUUCAAACAGCACCGCCACUGCAUACAAAGAAAGGCCAACUUCCAAUUCUUACACAAAUACUCUACAAAUGGCGAGAAAUCCAACGUCGUUUUAUGAGGUUCUUGGGAUUCAAGUUGGAGCAUCAAACCGAGAAAUCAAAUCGGCGUACAGAAGAUUAGCAAGAACUCUUCAUCCCGAUGUCGCCACGUUGGAUCGGAAAGACACGUCAGCAGAUGAGUUCAUGAAGAUUCACAGUGCAUACUCUACCUUGUCGGAUCCUGAUAAAAGAGCUCUUUACGAUCGGAAGCUGGUAACUAGAAACAAUCGGCCGUUGACUGUUAGAUAUUCCGGCAGUUAUCAUGGCCGGAAUUGGGAGACUGAUCAGUGCUGGUAGCUCAAGAAUUAGAUUUGAUCUAUUAAGAAAAAGAACCGAUCACUGAAUCUAUGCAUAUAUAUCAAGAAAUCGAUCGUCGUCAGUUCUUGAAGUAGUAGUUCAAACCCUAAUUAAUCAGAGAUGAAUUAAAGAUUACAUAGAUGAAACCCACAAAUUGUUGAUAUUUUGAAGAUGAUGACGUGGAUGAAUCCUAUACAGGGGCGGAAAUAGAGGUGAACACCGAUCACCGGUUGACGGUUGUUAUUAAUCAGGGCUAUUAAAUGUUGCAAUUAUCCUCAGAACAUAUCGCCGGAGAGGGGCCGUGUACGUAGAAUUGACUGCCGUAAUACUGAAAAUAGAAGAAAAACAAAAAAACUAUGAUGAUGUAGUGAAUUGUAACAUGCUUCUACACUUAAUGAUACUCCAAUUAUGGUUGUCUCCAA
Molecule: messenger RNA, 931 nt
Organism: Mercurialis annua (annual mercury)
Lineage: Eukaryota; Viridiplantae; Streptophyta; Magnoliopsida; Malpighiales; Euphorbiaceae
Product: chaperone protein dnaJ 11, chloroplastic
Exons: 1
Coding region: 48-509 (153 amino acids)
Source: RefSeq, a predicted model, not a curated record